AUGACCAAGGUCAGCUCUCUUCAAAGAAUGCAUGCUGCUACAUGACUAAACACAUCAAAUGACAUUGACCUAGCAGUUAGCACGUUGAGCCAGUAACCGAAAGGUUGCUGGUUCGAGGAGCAGACAAGGUGAAAAAUCUGUCGAUGUGCCCUUGAACAAGGCACUUAACCCUAAUUUGCUCCAGGGGCCCUGUACUACUAUGGCUGACCCUGUAAAACUACACAUUUCACUGCACCUAUCAUACUGCUAUGGCUGACCCUGUAAAACAACACAUUUCACUGCACCUAUCCUGUGACAGUAAAACAUAUAUAUAUAUUUUUUAAAGAGGAAUAGAUGUGCAGUCAGUCAUUAGGCUCCACAUGCUUUAAAAGAGCCUUACCUUUAGUAACAUUGAUUACUUGAGCUUCUCCAAUAGAUCACUGAUGACUGGGCUAGAGAUGGGAAUGCUAAGAGGCAUUUUUAGCAAAACACUCCCGACUGUAUAAUAAUAAUAAUAAUAACUGUAUCACUAUCAUAAUUACAUUUCACAUAGACGGUUCCUCUGUCACAAUGUAUUUGUUUUUCAGUCGACGUGUGUGUGGGCUCUCUCCUGGCUGUGGCUGCUUGGCUUGGUGGUGUGGAACAUGUGAAAGAGAUAGAGGCUCAUUUACAUUGAUGGCAACCCUCGCCUCCGCUGGCAUUUUCAUCGGCCAUUGAUCCAGUGCCUGGCUGAUUAAUCGUCUAUAAAGGGAUCAGGAGUCAAUUAGUGUCUGAAGCUCACUUCUAAUUCCAGCCAUGCAUCAGCAUCCUAGCAGCCCUACCGGGACCACACAGUUUACACAGACUUUCUGGAGCUAUUGAAGCUAUUGACUUUGCCAGGCAUCCCAAUAUUGUACCAUUUGAAUGUUAAAGUGUUUGUUUUCUCUUGAUUUUGAUAGGACCUCUGCAUACCAAAGACAAAGACCAACCUCUCGGGGGGAAAGAGCAUUGUUUUAUCUUAGCUAUGGGUUUUCGUAGCAUUCAGCAUUUCUAAGAAAGCAAAAUGAAUUAUAGGAUGAUGGGGAAAUUGUGACAGAUGGCAUUUUAGUCUUGUUUCUAAUGCCAAUCGAGUACAGUGUCUGAGACAUUUAGGAGAAAGAUAUGUUGACAUGAUAUGGAAUUUCCGAUGGUAUUUUCACUAAAUGGGGCUGGCAAAACCAACCAUUCAGGUUCAUAUUCACUAGGCACCAAACGGAAGAAAACGGACUGAAACGGAGGGACUACUGGAGCUCGUCCAAUAAGAUCGUUUUCUGUAGCAAUCUUUUUUUAUAUGGUGUGCAUUCAUUAAUACAGCCCUGGAUUAGGUUGCAUUUGGGCAUUCCUGUUCACACAACAAUAUACUGAAAUGUUGCCAUGGUAAUAAUUCGGGGUGUUUCUUCUUCUGUUAUUCCUCCCAGGUCAUUCAGCGCAGAGAGGACGGCGCAGUGAACUUCUUCCGAGCGUGGGACGCAUACCGCGACGGCUUCGGCAAGAUCACCGGGGAGCACUGGCUUGGUGAGCACUGACAAACAGGAUCAAUACCAUGCAUGACUCCCUCUAUUGGUUCGAUAACGUUUCACGUUCUUGUCACAUUCCCAAAGUCUGCCCAUGAAGAAAGGACAACAUUUGAUUUUGGUGUGUAAUACUAAAACUUGUUCCACACACAAGAACAAUAAUUUCAAGCAGACAAGACAGCUGAAUCAAAUUAACACUUACACAGAAGCUACACUGGGUUGUCGUGAAAACAGUAGGUAUUUUACCUGCAACACUGGAAGCGUAACUUUUGCGGCAAAAUCUUGGAAAUAGAAACAUAGCUUUACACUAAGCAGCUCCAUUUGGGAAUCGGACAGGGUGAGGCCCCUUCUUUGGCCCCCAACUCGUCCUCACUGUCUCUCCUCUUUGUGGCCUGAAGUGCGUGAAUACAAGAGUGUGUAGGUGGAGUAUAGUGUGUACUUGCAUGGGUGCUUGUGUGUCUUUUGUUUGCCCUCAGUGAGUGAACCGGAGCCCUAAUUCAGGGUUGGGUGAUUAGAAAUGACAGGCCUGCCACAAAGCAUCAGCAUGUCAAGAUUGAGUUCUCCAAGACAGGAGCAGGCAAGAGGAAAACUGCUGCUCACCACAUGUUAUUUUACCUACAGGCUCUUUAUGUACUGCGGGAAGCAUCGAGGAGGAGGGGUUCAACAUACAUUACAAAUGUAAAACUUUAUCAAUAUCGUAACUUUUGAGAGCAUUCACUUUAUAGGCACCAUCUGUUUUGAUCCAGGGUUUUAGUAUGGGACCUGUCAGUAAAUUGUACGUAGAUCCCAUCCCCUGGGAGUACCUGGAGGUACUGGAUAAAACUGUUGUCAUCUCCACUUGGAAGAUGAGCCCACCUACUAUAUAUAUAUACACACACACACACACACACACACACACACACAACACAUUCUACCGCAAAAUCAAAAAUAUUUAAAUUAAUUGUUUAGGUUAAGUUAGUUGACUUAUUACUGAUGUUAUCUAAAUAACUGUUUAUGGUCGUGGCAAUAUGAUCCUGCAGAUUAAUUUCAGGAAGAUACAAAUUCUAUGUAUGUUUCGUCUUGCAGCAUAAGAAUUUGCCUGAAAUAUGAAACGAUGUGUUAUUUUGAUAUUGGGGAGAUAUGAAUAUUAAUGAGUAUUUUUAUGUCAUCAAAGGGUAUGUUUGAAAUUGCAAUUCCAUAUUUUUAUUUUGUAAUGCAUUAGCAUAUUCAUUCUAAACCAACCUAGCAAAGGACUUAAGAUAAGCAUUCCCUUUUAUCAGUCAUUUUCAAAUAAUGAAUUUGAAUUGGUGAUAGAAAACAUUCAUUCCAAUACUCUCCUAUAAAACUCAGAAUCUUUACUCAGCAUGCCAAUAUGACCAGUGCCAAGCACACCACACAUAGAGACACAUGCAUGUACACACAUACUUUCAGCUCCAGCUCCAGUGAUCUGCAGGGGUAGGAGGGAUUAUAAAAGCCUUGCUCUGUGCACUGUUGGAAUCCCAUUAAUGAAGCUCAAGUGUUACUUUAGAGACGGCUGUUUUUUAUGAUGAAGUGAACAAAACCCCAAAGCCUUAUCCCUCAUUCUCUCUAAAAGAAGAAGGGGGUGUUUUCAAUCCCAUGUCUUCAUGAGUCUGAGGGGGACCUGACACAACUGCCACGACAUGUGAUUAUGACAAUCAUAACAUAACAACACGACACAUAACAUAACUGUAGUCAUUUUACCUGCCUGGCCUGUCAGCACACAUUACAUUCUUCUCUCCCAGUAAUUAAUUAAUGACAUGGGCCAUGCCUGCCAAUGCCUCCUGGCAUAUUGAUCGCAGUCUGCAUGGUAAUGCCUUAUUGCUCAUUAAGCACUGCAUGCUGGAGAAUGAGGACCAGAGAGUGUGCUGCUAGCGAUACAAUCUCAUCACUAUGCUCGUUUAGAAGAACACACACAUCCCAGGGACAGGUAGGGACCAAAUUAUCCGAAUGUCAUCAUCCUGAAAAAUGACAGUCCAUUAGAAGGUGUUUUAAGCACCUCUACAGUUAAUGUAUGAAGUGACACACAUUUUGAUGAACUGGGAAGGCUACUGUUCUUGACCCAAAUGUAUUUUGGGGAUACGUGUUUUUUGUUGCCACAAUGCCACAUACUCUAUUUCAGCUAUAACAACUGAUUAAAAUGAGAAACUGCGAGGUUAGAUUUUGGUCUAACAAGUGCCUUGCACCGAUGAGAUAGAUCUAUGUUGUCAUGCAGGUGCAUUCGCAUAAUUCAUUUGACAGCAUACUUUUUACAUUAACUUAAGAGGAGGUGAGUUAAGGAUAGCUGGUUAAGUGUUCACAUCCGCCUGGGAUUUUCUUCCACCAUUUUGAAUUGCCAUGAUGUGGAGCAUAAAGUCUGUUUUGGACUGGAAUUCAAAUAACUCAAACAUUUUUCACACUACUGAGCUAAGCCGAGCCGAGCUGUACUGUGCUGACCAGGUAGCCACCACAGUUGCUGGAAAGGACAAUGUGAAAAUAAAGCUUUGAUAGCCUGAGGAACUAAUAAAAAAGGGAAGGACUUACGUUCAGUAAGACACACUCAUUUUCGUUUUCCAUUGCAAAACGUUUUAAAACGUUUUCCAUUGCAUGCCGUAAUGAACACGACCCAGGCUAGGGAAAGCAGGCUAGUGGGAUGUGGCCAUGACAGUUUGUCUUGUCAGGCCGUUGCCCCUGUUUCCCUGAAUGGAAUGCUGACUCUGUAAUUUCCUAAUCCUUCUGCAAACUCCCUUGUUUCUCUCCACUCUCUCCCUCACUCACUUGCAAUCUUUGUUUUCAUAUUCAAAUUUACAAUUCCAUUGAUUUCAAUAAGCUUAGAUAAGCAAUUUCACCCUUGGUGCAUGAUUCAGUCACCUUGCAUCUCUGCCCAUUAGAAUUUUAACCAAUGCACAGAGAGUAGGAUAUGGAGCCUUUGCAGAAUAGCUCUUCCCAUGCCUCACUACAUGGCCCACUUUUUUCACUAAUGGGAGGAAGGUCCAUUAUAAACCACUGAACUCUGAUGGGAGAUGUGGUAACAAGACUUUCUGAGCAGAAUCCUCUUGUGUUACUGCUGUUGAUCAUCGCUUACAUAAUUCCUUUCUCUCAGGACUAACUGCUAUUGUGGUAGUGAUUGCUCUUUGUUUAAGCUAGCUGUUGUAGCUAGGUUUUUUAAAUUGCCUAGAUGAUUUGUUGCCAACUUAAAUACAAGCAUUUUAACUUUAACACACAUUUCAAAGAGUGCCAUUUCUAAAUAUGAAAACACAUAUAGUAUAAAUAUACUUUAUUUCACAGCUAAGUGUUCUACCAUUCAUGUAGGUCUAAACCCUUAGAUCAGAAUAUCGAAUAAGCUAACAUAUGGAAUUGUUUUAAGAUGGUUAAAUUAUCCAUUUUAUGACUAUUUCAUUUGGAAUUUUAGGGGCCCUGUAGGUAUAUAAAAAAAAGUAUAACAAAAUGAUGAAACAUUGAAUUUGGCCUUUACUGCUAUAGCCCAUGGAAACACAUAGAAUAAAAAUUGUGGCAAAACAGACAGUAAAAAAAUAAUCUUAAGGAAUAAGGUUUUGAAGUGUCUGUACUAUAUCUAAGAGAUAUAUAAAAACUAAAAAACUAAAUUUAGACCCAUGUUUGGUCACGUUAUUCGUGGCACUUUUUGCCCCCUAUGCACGCUGUGCCAUUUUUACAGCCCUGUACUGGGUUACCUUCAGAUGACUUCCCUGAAGCUUGUGUGCUUCAUAGCACAAAACAAUCGAGUCUCCCCUUUCGAUAUUGGUGACAUAUUAGUUUGUAGCUCAAACGGUUUGGUCUGAACAGUUGGUUUUGUGAGAAGACCUCUUCGAAAUUAGGACGCCCGCGCCAGAGAGUUCAGAUGACUGCGGUAAAGCUUGUGGAUGUCUUAGAGUGAAAACAGCCGACACUUAUUAGUUUGUAGCUGAAACGGUUCUGGUUUUACAGACGAUUUUGUGACUAUUUUCUAAUCGCAGUUGGAGAUUUACCAAACUAGUGGAGAUAUUUGUUAUGUGUAGACUAUAACCUUGUCCCACUCCAGGCCUCACAGUGGUCAUUAUGGAGUGCUGUUGCUCAGUGAGCUACAGGCAUUAUCUCUCUCACAGCUCUGCUCCUCCUACUCUCUCUGGGUUUAAACACAUUGACCCCUCAACACACACACACACACACACUGCACUGACUCUACCCACAUACUCACACAUACUUAUUCUGACACCCCAACACACACACACACACACUACAUAUGCCCACACACACAAAACAUGCACACACAUGUAUACUGUCUACUCGCACACACACGCACGCACGCACACACACACACACACACACACACACACACACACACACACACACACACACACACACACACACACACACACUCACACACACACUCACACUCACACUCACACUCACACUCACACUCACACACUCUCACCAGUGGAGGCUGCUGAGGGGAGAAUGGCUCAUAAUAAUGGCCGGAACGGAGCAAAUGGAAUGGCAUCAAACACCUGGAAACCAUUUAUUUGAUGUAUUUGAUACCAUUCCACUGAUUCCCCUCCAGUCAUUACCAGUUCAACCUUCCCAAGUUCUCUCACGUCACCCUGCUCCUCCGCACACUUCCAGUUGAAGCUCGCAUCUGCUACAAGACCAUGGUGCUUGCCUACGGAGCUGUGAGGGGAACGGCACCUCCGUACCUUCAGGCUCUGAUCAGUCCCUACACCCAAACGAGGGCAUUGCGUUCAUCCACCUCUGGCCUGCUGGCUCCCCUACCUCUGCGGAAGCACAGUUCCCGCUCAGCCCAGUCAAAACUGUUCGCUGCUCUGGCACCCCAAUGGUGGAACAAGCUCCCUCACGACGCCAGGACAGCGGAGUCACUCACCACCUUCCGGAGACAUUUGAAACCCCACCUCUUUAAGGAAUACCUGGGAUAGGAUAAAGUAAUCCGUCUACCCCCCCCCUUACCCCACCCCACCCCCCCCCCCCCAAAAAAAAAUAAUAAUAAUAAUACAUUGUAAAGUGGUUAUCCCACUGGCUAUAAGGUGAAUGCACCAAUUUGUAAGUCGCUCUGGAUAAGAGCGUCUGCUAAAUGACGUAAAUGUAAAUGUAAAAAUUACCACAAGCCCGUUCUCCCCAAUUAAGGUGCCACCAACCUCCUGUUACUCACACACACACACGCACUUUCACACUCACCACAUAUGCUGCUACUGCUUAUUAUCUAUCCUGUUGCCUAGUCACUUUACCCCUACCGAUAUGUACAUAGCUACCUCAGUUACCUUGUACCCCUGCACAUCGACUCGGUACUGGUACUUCCUGUAUAUUGCCAUGUUAUUUUUGACUCUUUAUUGUUAUUUGUUAUUCACUGUGUAUUUAAUCCUUGUGUCAAUAUGUCAUUUUGUAAAAUGUUUUUUUAUCUUUAACUCUGCAUUGUUGGAAAAGGACUCGUAAGUAAGCAUUUCACUGUUAGUCUACACCUGAUCUUUACAAAGCAUGUGACAAAUACAUUUUGAUUUGAUUUGAUUUGACACGCCAGCCCUUCCAUUACAGUCUUCCCAUUCAGUUGAUGUUAAUUGAAAUACUGCUGACAAACUAAUGGUCACAGUAUGUCUGUUUUAUUUUGUGUGUGAGUGCCUCUGAGUGUUAUGCACUAUGUGUGCAUUUGGAUCGCUAUUGUUUACUUAAAGUGAUGAGAUGGGCUGGAUCAAUCAUGUUUGAUGUCCUGUGUUUUCAUAGCGUUGUUUGUGCAGACAGAUGAGUUGUAUCCAUUGGUCAGGAACCAGAUUCAGCCAGGUAUUCACUGGUGAAGUUUUUCUCUUGAUGUGUCCAUUGUAAAUUGAUAUGUAGUCCCUUCAAAGUACAAACAGCACUUGCAGGCAAAUGAUAAGGUGUUCACAGCCGCUGCAGAGUUAUCCUCAGUGUAUUGAGUAAUGUAGGCUACAGUUGUGUUCUUAGUCUGAUAUGUGUAUGCCCUGUAUUGUAAGCCCUCCCUGAGUCCCUAAUCUUAUAUAGUCAUGACAUGAAGUCAAUCGCUAUAAACAACUUUGGAUGGCGAAGAAGGAGAAAGAUAAAGAGAAUGUAACACAUUGUAUUUCAUUGUUCUAGAAUUAUAUCUCAUAAUAGCACAGAGGCUAUGAACAGGGGUCACCAACAGUGAAUAUAUUGUUGUAAUUGCUAAAUUAGCUUGACCAUAAUGCAUUGAGCUCCAUGUCAAAAGAUAGCGUAACUGUUCAGAGACGUUCUCAUAAUGAUAUAUCUGUCAGCACAAUACUAGUGUGAUUCCUGAUCACACAACUAGUUUUGACCUUCGCCUCUAGACUGUUCUAACCAUAGGUCUCUCUAAAUCCCUCUCCCAUAACGCUCCUUCAUCUCUGACUACUUGUCAAAUACCACUAUGGCCUGUGAAUUGAUAAAUGGGCUCUAAUCCGGUUCCAAUCGGCCUUUUUCCCACAAUGUACCAGUUCCCACUCCCAGUGUUUCCUACAUUGGAUGGAAUAAGUCAGCGAAUUGUACUGAAUUUCAUAGAUAUGAGCCACCAUGAUAUCAGCUAUUCCCUGUUGUGUCGUUUGCCAACAUAAACACACAGCCAAUUUUCACUGGGUCCUAAUCUUUUUAAGGUUUAAGUCGUGUGGACCGGUCUCCCGCCGUGUUCGAUAAAACAUUGUUUGGCUCAGCAUUGCUAAUCAUUUGUUUCAAUAAUCUUUUGUGGUUUUCUUAGACUAACUACUUAUCUUACUCUGUGAGUAACUCUCUCUCUGUGCUUGUUCCACUGUCCAGAAAUCGACUGAGAUAAAUUAGAACCCCCAGUGUUAUUUUGUGCCAACCCAUUUUGCAUAAAAUGUAGAUGCUAUCAGCCACUGUAUACAACAUUAAGCCUUUUUAUCAAUCCAAUCCAUGCCUCUGCAAUUUGCAGCCAACUUGUGUUCAGCUGAGGUGACUUCCAAGGCAGGGAAAUGGGAUGAACAGAGCUACAAGCAGAUACCCUAACUAUUUUCCCUUGACAAAUUUGGCCACAUACCAUACGAUGUUUCCUCGGUAUCGCAACUUGAAUAUUCAUUGUUUUGAAUUAAAUGCAUUUUGUACUUUCAAAGAUAUAAUUUUUGGACUCUCCGUCUGUGUGACCUUGUUGAUGCGGUUGAGAAGUCGCCAUCACUAAUUUUUCCUUUUAGUUUAAUCUGAGAGGCGUAAUGACUAAUAUUGUGUACUUUGCGAAGUGCUAAGAGGGAGAUGAUGCCUGACUAACCGAGGAGACAAAAUCAAGUCAACGCCCUGGAAGAUAAGAUGCUGAUAAGAUAAGAUUAGCUUGAUUGUAUUUCUGAAUUUCUCUUGAUGCUACAGUAUCAUAUAGCCAGUACAGAAUUUCAGGGGCCUCAUUUAUCAAUCAUGUGUAGGCACAUAUCUGUGGGUAAACCAUGCAUGGGAUCAUUUCCAUGCAAAGUGUGAGAUUUAUCAAUAUGAGCAUUUGCUUGAGAGUGUGUGUAAAUUUAUGCACAGCCAUGACCAUGCUUAUGCACAGUGCCAAGUGGUGGAAUAAGGGAACUGCUUGUCAAACGUAGAAUGGGGAAAACACUUUGAGUAUACAAAACAUUAAGAACAGCUGCUCUUUCCAUGACAUAGACUGACCAGGCGAAUCCAGGUGAAAGCUACAAUCCCUUAUUGAUGUCACUUGUUAUACUGAACAAAAAUAUAAAUGCAACAUGCAACAAUUUCAACGAUUUUACUGAGUUACAGUUCAUAUGAGGAAUCAGUCAAUUGAAAUAAAUUCAUUAGGCCCUAAUCUAUGGAUUUCACAUGACUGAGAAUACAGAUAUGCAUCUGUUUGUCACAGAUACCUUUUUUUUUUAAUGGCCUCACAAUUGGCCUCAGGAUCUCAUCACGGUAUUUCUGUGCAUUCAAAUUGCCAUCAGUAAAAUGCAAUUGUGUUCGUUGUCCGUAGCUUAUGCCUGCCCAUACCGUAACCCCACCACCACCAUGGGGCACUCUGUUCACAACGUUGACAUCAGCAAACUGCUCGCCCACACAACGCCAUACACAUGGUCUGCAGUUUUGAGACCGGUUGGACAUACUGCCAAAUUCUCUAAAACGACAAUGGAGGCGGCUUAUGGUAGAGAAAUUAACAUUCAAUUCUCUGGCAACAGCUCUGGUGGACAUUCCUGCAGUCAGAAUGCCAAUUGCACGCUCCCUCAAAAUGUGAGACAUCUGUGGCAUUGUGUUAUGUGCCUUUUAUUGUCCCCAGCUCAAGGUGCACCUGUGUAAUGAUCUUGUCGUUUAAUCAGCUUCUUGAUGUGCCACACCUGUCAGGUGGUUGGAUUAUCUUGGCAGGAGAAAUACUCACUAACAGGAAUGUAAGCAGAUUUGUGCACACAUUUUUUGAGAAAAAGCUUUUUGUGCGUAUGGAAAAUGUCUGGGAUAUUUUAUUUCAGCUCAUGAAACAUGGGACCAACACUUUACAUGUUCCGUUUAUAUUUUGGUUCAAUGUACAGUAAAUCCAUUUUGUUGAAGGGGAGGAGACAGGUUUUUUUUUUUUUAACAGCAGAAAAUCCUGUGUUUUUAUGUCAAACUAUAUCUGACAUGGUACAGAUGUCUUCUUUUUUUAAGCCCAUAACCAUGUGUGUGAGGUGUAUACUUUUGUUUCAAAGUAGAUUUGUUUAAGACUACCAAGAAACACUCUGUGUGACCCUGAUUUGGCCCACUGCAGUAGAAGUUUGUGUCAAGAAUUGCAACGCUGCUGGGUUUUUCAUGCUCAACAGUUUCCCGUGUGUAUCAACAAUGGUUCCCCAUCCAAAGGACAUCCAGCCAACUUGACACAACUGUGGGAAGCAUUGGAGUCAACAUGGGCCAGCAUCCCUGUGGAACGCUUUCAACACCUCAUAAAGUCCAUGCUGUUCUGAGGGCAAAAGGGGAGGGGGGGUGCAACUCAAUAUUAGGAAGCUGUUCCUAAUGUUUGGUAUACUCAGUGUAUACGUUGAAAAUAAUCAUUGUGAAUUCAUACAACAUGCCGAUCGGCAUCUCACAGCCCUCGAUGAGCCAAUGUUUUGGAUGUAAUCAUCAGCAAAACAAACUAUAACAUACUACCGGUUUGCAUAUGUCGCUCGUAGGAUUGUUUGAUAAAUCAUACUUUUUCUAUGCUUACGAACAUUCCGUUCGUAAGUACUAUUUUAGAAUAGUUUCUAUGCAAUAUAGAUAAAUAAGGCCCCAGGAUUUCAUAGCUAAUAGACGUUCUGAUUGUUCAGAAGAGCCUAUAGCUGUGUGUUAAAGCAAACAGAUUUGAGCAUCCAAUCAUGUUAAUCUAGAGAGACAUGUUAAUAUACUGAUGGAGAAUUUAUCAUCUUUGAAUUAAUUAUACUGUCUCUUAGGCCGUGUCUACACUUGAUAAUUACAUGCGACUUCUGCUAUCAGAAUACGAAGAUCGCAUUGAAAAGACAGGUCUAAACGCAUAAAUGUCGCAUUUUGAGGAGGUGGUCAGGAACGCAUUGUGUGCAGAUUUCUCCUCAGUCUGGACAUAAUCAGGCUACCGAAAGCGCAUACAGUGGGAGACGUGGUCAGCACUCCGCCCACAAGACUCCAGAAAGCAUGGGUUUUGGGAGCAAGAGGCACCUUUUCAUUAUAACGUUGGAAUGAAAUACGUUCCUAGUGUGUGAGGAACGUGUUUGCUGGCCUCAUAAAUGAUAGCCAGCUAAUUUUUUGUUUGACUAGAAUUAUGCUAACCCGUUUGUAAUCCCUUUAGCUUAGCUUGCCCGCUAGCUGGCUGUUAGCUACAGUAGUUAGCUACUGCCAUCAAGUUGUUGUUGUGUUAUUAUCAUAUUUUGCCUGUUAUACCGUUUGCAGAAUGCAUACUGGCAUUUGAAUAUAGAGCAGGGAAAAUUAAUCCGGACACAAUGUGGACAUGAAGGACACAUUUAAAUGUAAGUUUAGACGCAUGAUGUGUUCAGAAUUCUAUAUCAGAUCUCCAUGAUCAGAAUACAAAAACUGCAUUAACUGUCAAGUCUAGACACAGCCUUAUAUAGUCUCUCCCCAUCAUAAUUGUACAAGCUUCAUUAGUUCAGCUUUCGCAGAGAACGGCACUUUAUUUUUAAUUGAAUAAUUGCUAUUUCAUAAGCCUGUAGGUUAAACAAUCACAGAGGUUAGCUGGAUAUUGGGCAGUCUUCCCCCGGGAGUGUUCCCCUCAGAUUGCUGAAUCCAGGAGGACUCUUCUCACAGAGAAGAAUGUCAAAUACAAAACAAGAGCUGUAUCAAGCCUAAUUAAAUCUUCACCCUUAUUUGCGUAUAACUGCGCUAAAGGUGGAGAACGGCUUUGCCAAAGCAACUCUGCACAGAGACAAGAGCCUCCUCAAUGCAGACAGGUGCUGGAAAUGAGUGAUAUCAAUACUGAUGCAGUGGUGUGCCUGUCUACGGUGCUGAAGCCACAGGCGAAACCAGAUAUGUAAAGUAGGGUGACGUAGGGAGGGCCCCAGGUGUCAUGGUGGGAUGAUUAAUUUAGAGCAGAACUAAGAGGCUCCAUGUCACCAUUUUUGACAGGCGUUCAAAGAACCCCUAACCUAGACCUGCGACUCUCAGGGUCGGUGCAGACGUCUGUGUGAUGUACUCUAUGAAGUCAGCCUCCUCUACCUCUCACCUCUCUCUAUGCCAUUAUCUGACAGGGGAGGGAGAACAGCCGAGCUAGAUGUGUUACCAGGAACAAGCACUACUGAAAAGUAAAACCCUGCUGCUGCACAGAUGGAAGAGUGUGUUCUUAAUAAUGGGUGGCCAGGAAUGUUGCAUCUGGAGGAAAAGGUAGUCUAGUCAUGAUCAUAACCAGGUGGAGAGAUUAAUGUUUCCUCCUGGCACAAUGAAAAAAAAGAGCUGGUUAAGAAAUGCAUCAAAUGUGGCGAAUCGGAUUCGUAACAUAAAGUAUAAUAAUAUAAUCAUAAUCAUUAUAUUUUUCCAGGAUGUAACAUCAUACAAAAUGGACGACAUAGUACACAAUUCGAUGAUGUAGUACACCACUUUCAAAACUACUGGCUGGAAUUAUACAAAGGUUCUGGAGCAUCACUUCUACACCUAAGUGUUAAGAUUUCAUUUGAGAUAAUGAAUAUGCUGUUAAAUGUCUCCACUGCAAUGAGCACUAUUUUAUCGGAUAAGAGAUUCUCAAGGGGUCUAAUUAAAACCUAAGCACAAUUAUGGAAAUUCACAGGAAAGUACAGUUUGAAUUUCCAAAGAAAUGGCUUUGAUGCUGGAAAAUGUUAAAUGAUUUGCCUUGAGAUAUGUAAACUGUCAGUCUAAAAGCCAAAAGGAGCAGGGGUAAAAAGCUACAUAAAAGGUGCGUGUGGUAAAGCGUCUUAGCACAGGGAUGUAGAGUUAAGACAAUACUGAAAAACUCACAUUUACAGGCAUGAGAAUUAAUAGAUUUACCAUUUUGAGUUGAUAAGGACAGACCUACCGUAUUGUGCCAGACGGCGCAACUGGGAUGAGUGAGUGAAGGACAGACAAAAAGAGGUUCCAUUGGAAAACAGCCUGGAGAGGUGUUCAUCUCAUCAAUAAUUCAAUAGGAAACAUGCAAACUGCCAAGUAAAUGCUUUUUUUUUAUUUGUGCUUUUUCAGUGUACAUAUCUAUCUCUAUCUGUAUCGACAUACUGUAAGUCUCUAUGGCCUGAGGCUCUGCAUGUACCAAUUAAUGUCUCAAACUUUUUCCCAAAUGAUGAAAUAACUAUCAGAUCUAUGUAUUGAUACACAUUGCUCUAGUCUAGAUGGUGGUGAACUGUUAUGGAGAUGUAUGCAGACAGUGCCACGUCACUUAGUGCAUCUGUGCAUCAUGCAUAUUGUCUAAGAUGUCCUUGAGCUCCUCAGUUUCACAUGUCUACAACACCCCCUUAAGUUAGUCCUUAGCUGCUCAUUCAGUAAGCAGUCCAACCUUGUGUAUGUCUGAUGAAAUAAUCAGUGAAUACAGAACAAGUUGAAGGGCACACGAAACACAGUGUAGCUGCCCAAUAUUAAGACAACGUAUACCAGAAUAUGAAGCUGUUUGCCUUCUGUGUUAUUCUCCUGCCCUCUGUGAUGUGCAGGCUGGGGAGAAUGUCAGACAGUCUUUGUAGACCGCUCCCUGCAGAGGGAUUAGCAGGCAGUAGCAGCGAUCAAUGCCCAAAAAGGCAUGGUUAUCAAAGGGGGUUUGUGUCGACAACACUGACAACCACACGAAUUUACCCUGAGACACUGAAGGCUGUGGUGGUUUAUUUACUGUAGUUACUGAGUUAUCUGUGGGUGUCUUUAAUCUCAAAUUCUGUAGUCCAUAUUUUUCAGGGGCAAAACUAGUACAUAUGAUUUCAUAUUAGGGAUGAUGCCAUGAUGCCAUGUUACAGCUUGCUUUGCCACACACCUAAGUGCAUGCAGAGUUCCAUCUGAUCUGUGGACGGGUGCAAUAGUUGAGAGUCGUAAUAGUAUAGUAAUAGUAAUAGAAAUUCAUUGUUGAAUUUCUUAUAUGAUCGUAACACACCCUUACAAAAAGGAACAUUCCCUACAGGAAUGGUGCCCCGUCUGAGGGAAACCCCUUUAUAUUAUAUCGAUACAGGCGCACGAGUGGGCACACUGUUGCACCUGUGGGUGCCAUUGUGGAGACUGAUGAUGACCUUCCAGUGUAAAUAGCCCAUCUAUUUGCUGUGGAAUGAACCCAUUAAACAACACUGUUUAUGCCUGAUGAUGGACUCUGGAGAUGUGCUCUGCUGCUGGGAGAACCCUAUCAAACGGAUCCUGCUGUUUGAACAAUGUGUCUGCACUGGGAGGAGAACAGAUUAGGGGGAAGAGAGAUUAGGCCACUUGGUGUGGCUCUCCACUGUAAUAUUAAGGUCAUUCUCGAGUGCUGAACCUUUUGGAGUUUAACUUAAUCUAAAAUCGAUUGGUCAAUCAGCGUGCUAGCGAUGCAUUCCAAGAUUUCUAUAUGAGAACAUUAACUCUUUCUGGUAUUUGAGACCACCGCACCAUAGCACAGCACAUACAAUGUGCAUACAGAGCAUUAUGGGUAAUAAUGUGAUACAUGUAAAUUGUGACUUUCUCUGCAAUUUUUUCCUCACUGGCUAUCUGUCUAAUGAUCCUAUAGCAUCUGCGAAGCAUUUCAAACAGCAAGAAGCAGUCAGUGAAAACGAAUGUGGCUACCUGCAGUGGAGGCCCACUGGGCACACACUGGUUGAAUCAACGUUGCUUCCACGUCAUUUCAAUGAAGUGUGGAAUAGAUGUUGAAUUGACGUCUGUGCCCAGUGGGGGUUCACUUGUAGGAACCAUACAAGGUGUUCCACAACUGUCGACAACAGCUGUAGAGACGCAGCAUGCUUGGCUAGCACCGGCAAAAUCUCCUGGCCUAUUGAUUUUCUGUCCUGGUGGUACAGCACAUAGACCAGUCUACAGCCUACAAAGAGAAUUCAUAUGAGGGAGAGCACAGUAGUUCCUUACCAAGCACCCAUAUACUUGCAGAGAGACAGGUGCACCCCACUGGGUCCGAAAGACCUGAAAAGUUGGUUACUGUGCCUUGGACGCUGUUAUGGUUCAGUGACGGAAAGUUAUGCAAGUGUUCCAUUGUGCUAUUCCUAUACCUCCAUCUUUAAUCACAGCUGUUCAUGUCAGAUCAUGACGGGCCUCUUCUCUGUGUUUCGUCUCAGGUUUGAAGAGGAUGCAUGCCUUGACCAUCCAAGCCAACUACGAGCUGCGAAUUGACCUGGAGGACUUUGAGAACAGCACAGCCUUCGCCCAGUAUGGAGCCUUUGGAGUGGGACUGUUCUCUGUUGACCCGGAUGAGGAUGGCUACCCGCUGACUAUUGCUGACUACUCAGGCACUGCAGGUACUGCAAUACCCUACUGUACUGUAGCCAUUUAUUAUGGCUCAUCCUAUAAAUUCUAGUUUGUUUAAACUUCUUUAAAACAUUUAGAUUGCUCCUAUUGAUCUUCCUAUUGGUCCUAUUGAUCUUCCUAUUGGUCAAUUCCCCCCUCUCUGUGAAAAUAUAUACAAUUUUGAAACAUCUAAAUAUCUGGAAAAUCUGAUUCAGACAUCUGUCCACCAAUACGAGAGAUUUUUUCAGCUGUAGAUGAUGAGUAGCAGCAGCCAGUUUGUGUAUGUGAUUCUCCUUGGUUCAGCUCUGUCGCAGGGGGCUCUUUUGGACGUUAAUUGGGUCCCUCUACUCAGUUAGUCCCAGGUUCCCCUCCUCAGCCCCUCACUCAUGGUUGGGCCCAGCCAGACAGACUGUUGACCUUCUGGAGCUGCUGGAAAGGGCAGGUAUAAUGACGCUGUAGGAUGCCUCCGGGGCCACGGCCAAUAAAGCAGGUCGUUAGGUUAUUACGGCCCGACAGAAACAAACAGUCAGAUUAUCAUAAAUCAGGAGGAGAAUACUGCUUCCACUCGUGUUUUAUUAGUGAGGUAGUCUUUAAAGGGCUGCUGCUUGGAAUUCAGGGAACAUUGAUUCCCAAUCUUAUCAAUUAAAGCGUUUUUUUCAUCAGAUGAAUUGAGGCGCUAAUAUAAAAAAAUGAGACGUUUAUUUAAUUAAGAUUGAUGCUGCAGCAGAACUGUGUUGGCUUUAGCACAGUCCCGAGUUUUCUUUCAAUACCUGCAUUUAAAUUAUUUGUUCCUCAUAUUUGGUUUCAAUUGAAUGACAUUUGGGAAUAACAGGUUGAGAUUUGACUGUUGAAACUAAUGACAAAGUAUCUGUUCACAAAUUGACUCGGACUAAGACAGCGCUUGUACGUUAUUUCACUGUUUGCGCUCCAUCCGUUCACCCACAAAACUGUCGCUGCCCUUCUAUUCUUUGAUACUUCAUCGUCAAUUCCUGCAUAGAUGAUUUAACUAUUAUCCUUAACAAACAUAAUGGUUCUAUCCUACAUACACUAUCAGUCAAAAGUUUGGACACACCUACUCAUUCAAGAGUUUUUCUUUAUUUUCACUAUUUUCUACAUUGUAGAAUAAUAGUGAAGACAUCAAAACUAUGAAAUAACACAUAUGGAAUCAUGUAGUAACCAAACAAGUGUUAAACAAAUCAAAAUAUAUUUUAUAUUUGAGAUUCUUCAAAGUAGCCACCCUUUGCCUUGAUGGUAUUCUCUCAACCAGCUUCACCUGGAAUGCUUUUCCAACAGUCUUGAAGGAGUUCCCACAUAUACUGAGCACUUGUUGGCUGCUUUUCCUUCACUCUGCUGUCCAACUCAUCCCAAACCAACUCAAUUGGGUUGAGGUCGGGGGUUUGUGGAGGCCAGGAAAUCUGAUGCAGCACUCCAUCACUCUCCUUCUUGAUAAAAUAGUCCUGUUGCAAAACAAAUGAUAGUCCCACUAAGCCCAAACCAGAUGGGAUGGCGUAUCGCUGCAGAAUGCUGUGGUAGCCAAGCUGGUUAAGUGUGCCUUGAAUUCUAAAUACAUCACAGAGAGUGUCACCAGCAAAGCACCCCCACACCAUAACACCUCCUCCGCCAUGCUUUACAGUUGGAACUACACAUGCGGAGAUAAUCUGUUCACCCACACCGCGUCUCACAAAGACAUGGCGGUUGGAACCAACAAUCUCCAAUUUGGACUCCAGACCAAAGGAAAAAUGUCCACUGGUCUAAUGUCCAUUGCUCGUGUUUCUUGGCCCGGGCAGGUCUGUUCUUCUUAUUGGUGUCCUUUAGUAGUGGUUUCUUUGCAGCAAUUUGACCAUGAAGGCCUGAUUCACACAGUCCCCUCUGAACAGUUGAUGUUGAGAUGUGUCUGUGACUUGAACUCUGUGAAGCAUUUAUUUGGGCUGCAAUUUCUGAGGCUGGGAACUCUAAUGAACUUAUCCUCUGCAGCAGAGGUAACUCUGGGUCUUCCAUUCCUGUGGCGGUCCUCAUGAGAGCCAGUUUUGGCAUAGCGCUUGAUGGUUUUUGCGACUGCACUUGAAGAAACUUUCAAAGUUCUUGACAUUAUCCGUAUUGACUGACCUUCAUGUCUUAAAGUAUUGAUGGACUGUCAUUUCUCUUUGCUUAUUUGAGCUGUUAAUAUGUACCAAAUAAGGCUAUCUUCUGUAUACCCCCACUACCUUGUCACAACUGAUUGGCUCAAACGCAUUAAGAAGGAAAGAAAUUCAACAAAUUAACUUUUAAGAAGGCACACCUGUUAAUUGAAAUGCAUUCCACAUGACUACCUCAUGAAGCUGGUUGAGAGAAUGCCAAGAGUGUGCAAAGCUGUCAUCAAGACAAAGGGUGGCUAUUUGAGGAAUCUCAAAUAUAAAAUAUAUUUUGAUUUGUUUAACAGUUUUUUGGUUACUACAUGAUUCCAUAUGUUUUAUUUCAUAGUUUUGAUGUCUUCACUACUAUUCUAAAAUUUAAAAUAUUUUUUUUAAAUAAAGAAAAACCCUUGAGUAGGUGUGUCCAAACGUUUGACUGGUACUGUAGAUGUACAUAGGGCUGUGACGAUUCAUGACACUUUGUUAGCCGGUUUUUGUCAUGCAAAAGACUGCCGGUCUCACAGUAAUUGACCGUUAAUUAACAUAAAUACGUUUAGUAUCGCCAGGCCUCCACGCAUACAAGCUGCAUAAAAGCCGCUGAUGCGCACCUUUGCAACAUCUAAAAGUAUAAUAAAUCAAUUGAAUAUACACCAUCACAAUAAAUCUAUUAUUUAUUUUAGGCAGGUCUAAAGAAACAUUAUGAUAUGGAGAAAACAUAUUUCAAAAGAAUAGAAUAUAUAUUGGCCUACUGUAUGUUAUCUGGCUAUGCGCCAUGCCAUAGGCUGUAGGCUUGUUCGUUUAGCUGACAAGAUAUGCUUACACAGUUCUUUCUGAACGUUUUCAGACCCCUUGACUUUUUCCACAUUUUGUUACAUUACAGCCUUACUCUAAAAUUGAUUAAAUUGUUUUUUACCCCCUCAUCAAUCUGCACAGAAUACCCCAUAAUGACAAACCCAAUUUAUUUUUGCAAAUGUAUUAAACUGAAAUAUUACAUUUACAUAAGUAUUCAGACCCUUUACUCAGUACUUUGCCGAAGCACCUUUGGCAGCAAUUACAGCCUUGAGUCUGUAUUUGGGAAGUUUCUCCCAUUCUUCUCUGCAGAUCCUCUCAAGCUCUGUCAGGUUGGAUUGGGAGCAUCGCUGCACAGCUAUUUUCAGGUCUCUCCAGAGCUGUUCAAUCAGGUUCAAGUCCGGGCUCUGGUUGGGUCCCUCAAGGACAUUCAGAGACUUGUCCCGAAGCCACUCCUGCGUUGUCUUGGCUUUGUGCUUAGGGUUGUUGUCCUGUUGGAAGGUGAACCUUCGCCCCAGUCUGAGAUCCUGAGCGCUCUGGAGCAGGUUUUCAUCAAGGACCUCUCUGUACUUUGCUCCGUUCAUCUUUCCCUCGAUCCUGACUAAAUCAAAUCAAAUCAAAUGUUAUUGUCACAUGCGCCGAAUACAACAGGUGUAGACCUUACAGUGAAAUGCUUACUUACAAACCCUUAACCAACAAUGCAGUUUUAAGAAAAAUUAAUGUUAAGUAAAACAUUGAUGAGUAAAAAAAAAGAGCAGCAGUAAAAUAACAGUAGCGAGGCUAUAUACAGGGGGUACCGGUACAGAGUCAAUGUGCGGGGGCACAGGUUAGUCGAGGUAAUUGAGGUAAUAUUACAUUUACAUUUUCGUCAUUUAGCAGACGCUCUUAUCCAGAACGACUUACAAAUUGGUGCAUUCACCUUAUGAUAGCCAGUGGGACAACCACUUUACAAAAAAAAAGGGGUAAGGGGUGGUAGAAGGAUUACUUUAUCCUAUCCCAGGUAUUCCUUAUAGAGGUGGGGUUUCAAGUGUCUCCGGAAGGUGGUGAGUGACUCCGCUCUCCUGGCGUCGUGAGGGAGCUUGUUCCACCAUUGGUGUGCCAGAGCAGCGAACAGUUUUGACUGGGCUGAGCGGGAACUGUGCUUCCGCAGAGGUAGGGGGGCCAGCAGGCCAAUAAUAUGUACAUGUAGGUAGAGUUAAAGUGACUAUGCAUAGAUAAUAAACACGGGGUGGGGGUAUAAUGAAAAUAGUCUGGGUAGCCAUUUGAUUAGCUGUUCAGGAGUCUUAUGGCUUGGGGGUCGAAGCUGUUAAGAAGCCUUUUGGACCUAGACUUGGUGCUACGGUACCGCUUGCUGUGCAUUAGCAGAGAGAACAGUCUAUGACUAGUGUGGCUGGAGUCUUAGACAAUUUUUAGGGCCUUCCUCUGACACUGCCUGGUAUAGAGGUCCUGGAUGGCAGGAAGCUUGGCCGGGCCGUACGCACUACCCUCUGUAGUGCCUUGCAGUCGGAUGCCUAGCAGUUGCCAUACCAGUCAGGAUGCUCUCGAUGGUGCAGCUGUAUAACUUUUUGAGGAUCUGAGGACCCAUGCCAAAUCUUUUCAGUCUCCUGAGGGGGAAUAGGCUUUGUCUUGCCCUCUUCACGACUGUCUUGGUGUGUUUGUACCAUGAUAGUUUGUUGGUGAUGUGGACACCAAGGAACUUGAAGCUCUCAGCCUACUCCACUACAGCCCGUCGAUGAAAAUGGGGGCGUGCUCUGUCCUCUUCUUUUUCCUGUAGUCCACUAUCAUCUCCUUUGUCUUGAUCACGUUGAGGGAGAGGUUGUUAUCCUAGCACCACACGGCCAGGUCUCUGACCUCCUCUCUAUAGGCUGUCUCAUCAUUGUCGCCGAUCAGGCCUACCACUUUUGUGUCGUCGGCAAACUUAAUGAUGGUGUUGGAGUCGUGCCUGGCCAUGCAGUCAUGGGUGAACAGGAAGUACAGGAGGGGACUGAGCAUGCACCCCUGAGGGGCCCCCGUGUGGAAGAUCAGCGUGGCAGAUGUGUUGUUACCUACCCUUACCACCUGGGGGCGGCCCGUCAGGAAGUUCAGGAUCCAGUUGCAGAGGGAGGUGUUUAGUCCCAGGGUCCUUAGCUUAGUGAUGAGCUUUGAGGGCACUAUGGUGUUGAACGCUGGGGGCUGGGGAAAAAGCAAAUGGAGGCUGCACGCUUUCCCGCCGCUGCGUUUUUCAAAGAUGUCUGGUAGGCUACUUCGGUUUUAUAGCAGAGCGUGUACUUAAUAUGAACAGCUGAGAAGUAAAUAUAAAAACACUUAUUUCACUCCACACAUCAACCACUGUUUGAGGAGCACGCUCUCGCUGCGUGACAGGUGAUAUUCUGCCCAAACUCUGUGUGCCAUGGGCUCUCCAACCCUGUUCCUGCAGCUACCCAGUGCUUAAUUGGGAAACCAAGUGAAAUCUGUUUGGGAACAUCGAUAGUAAAAUAUUUUCACAACGAAAAAAAUUUCAUUAAACUGUUGACAGCCACUUUCUCUGCGCGCUCGAGAAAGGAAUAAAGGAGCGAGGGGAGCAAAUGGAAACUUACGGUGGUGAGAUAUUCUGUAGCUAAAGGUAAUGUGUCAGCCUAUUAAAUUAUGAAAAUAUAAACAAUGCCCUAUUACUAUAGGCUAUUCAAAAUCGCCCUGCACAAUCAAUAAACCAACUGCAUCGCCUAGGGCUAUAUGUUCUCUCCCAGACUCAUGGGUAGAAAUGUUGGAGUGUAGCAUAAGGUAACCAAUCCAUCCAGUAUGCAUAAUAAUACAGUCCACACUCAAAGGCGAUUACUCAAAUUUGUUUAAUUUUGGAGUAUAGGCUAGACCAAUUAUGUACCAAAGACAUCUUAAAUCAGUUUUGUUUAAUGUUUGUCUGCCAUGAGUAAUAUGUGGUAGGCUAUGUAUUGUAUAACGGCACAAUUGUCAUUUUAAUUCCGUAUUUUUUCGGGCUUGGGCUCAUAUGCCUAUGCAUAACCUCUAAUAUGUGUAUGGGUGUUUUGAAUUAAUCUUCACCUUAGAAAGCGCUGUCCAUUUAGUUGUGUUAGGCUUUGAAACAACAUCCACAAUGACCAUGUUUUCCACUCAGUUUCAACCUACUGUUGAACUUCUUUCUUCAAAUUGAUUAUCACAUUGAGGUGAGUUUUAAAAGCAUGAUACUCUUUUGAUGAUUUUCGAUUGCAUUUGCAUUGAUGUCAGAGUGGUUAGAGGGACAAUAGAGCCCUGAGUACCAGACCAUUAUGACCCGAUGGUUGUUAGCGAGUUGGGUACUACCAAUGCAUGUCCAGAGUGCAUAACAGGAGAUUACCGUGACUCAAUGGUCAUUACUGCCGGUGUGGCGGUAAUAUGGUCACCGCAACAUCCCUAGUUGUACAUCAGAGAGAAAGAGACCAGAGGUGCGGAAAAAAAGAGAGAGAGAGAGGAGAGUAGAGAGGAGAGAGAGAUAGAGAGAAGAGGAGAGAAAGAGAGAGAAUAUCGCUCUCUGAAAUACUACUCUCCCGCUACUCUCUCUCGUCUCUCUCUCGCUCUCUCUCUCUCUCUCCUCUCUCUCUCUCCUCCUCCUCCUCUCUCUCUCUCUCUUCUGCUCAUCUCUAUCGCUCUCUGCUUCUAUCGAGAGACGAGAAGCUCGAGGUUGCAUUACCUUGUGGAUUAUAAGGCCCACUGCCUGAGUGUCCUAGUAAUGGUAAACACCUUGAGUGCUUACUCUCAGAACUUAAAAGAAACUCUUUAAUGACAGUUUGUUACCUAACCGAAAUAUUUUAACCAUUUCAUUAGGAGGGCCAAAAAGGAAUACGCUUACCCAGGAGUGUUGAAUAAUUUUUCCUACAAUGCUCGUGGAGAAGUGCAUAAAUUCUCUCUGAUGUUUUAAUGUAUUCCUUAUGAUUAUGAGUUCUGUUGCAUGUUUAAAUACUUUCGCUGUUCUCGUGUAGGUUUCUUCUCUGAUUUUUUUUAUUCAAACGUGUCCUACAUUACAUUGCAUUAUAUUUUUAUAAUGGUACAGUAGGCAUCCUUUUUCGGAAGCGUCUUAUGGAGUUUAAGAUGUUAAUCAUUAAUACAGUGUUUCAUUAUCAUAUCCCGUCACUAUGUUUACAAUAAUUAAAUAUUAUAAAGGUUGCCAACCUUUUUAUCGGUAAUCCACGAGCUUGUUGAUUAGAGGAACAAUAGGUAGGCCUACAUUGCUCCGGGGUACAUCUUCCAUAGGAAGAGAGGCAGACUGACAUAGGACUACAGUUUUCCUUAAUAAACACUGUGAUUGCAUGAUUUUACUAGUAUCAUCACCACGCUCUUUCAUCUUUAUGAUUUUUAUUUGGAUCCCCAUUAGAUGUUGAAGAAGCAGCAGCUAUUAUUCCUGGGAUCCACACAAAACAUAAAGCAUGACAAAAUACAGAACGCUAAUGGACAGGAACAGCAACACACAUUUUAACUAAGAACACUACGAAUAAAGAAAAAUAAUAAGAAGAAAGAGAAAAUAAAUAAAAAUGAAUAAUGCUAAGAAUAAUGUGUUAGCUGUGUGCGUGUGUGUGCGUGCGUGCGUGCGUACAUGUGUGCGUAUGUGCGUGUGUGUGUGUGCGUGUGUAGUGUGGGUGUGUUAGAGUGUGCGUGUGUUUGCGUGUGCGUGUGCGUUUGCGUGUGUGUGUGCGUGUGUGUGUGUGCGUGCAGAUCAGAGGGAGGCAGGUAGAGAGGCUGUAGGCUUUAUGUACGGCAGUAGUGGUGGCCUUAUUAAACCCUAUGGUGUACUGUAUGUCUCAGGGAUGUAAUGUAGCAGCCAGUGGCAUGUUAAUCUCCUCUCAGUGAAUCACCAAGCUCUACUCUGCAGGUGCUGAUUCUGCUGUGACUGGACCAGACAGCUGCUUCUUGCCCACAUAGCACCUUGUUUUCUUGUGCUGAUAUCCUCUCAGAUGUUUAUUUUGCUUCCAGACAGUAUAUUAUGUCUUCAUUGUCUUGUAAUCUUGGGCUGAUGGUAAUGAGGAAAAUCUAUCCCCAUCUAUCACACAAUGCAGAGCACAGAUCCUGUUGUAUAUUUCAAUUUCCCACCAGGAGCCUCAGUAGAGACAGAUUUAACUCUUGUUUUUCCAGGUGAGUUGGCUGAGAACACCAAGUUGCACUGUAGUAUGAGAGGUCAGAUUGGGAAUUUAGCCAGGACACCGUGGUUAACUCUCCUACUCCUAUGACAAUGCUAUGGGAUUCUUACAGACCGCAUGAUUUGUUUUGUUCUUGAAGACUGUGAAGAGACACACACACACACCACAUGGGAACCGAAAAUGUAUUUCUAUUCAAAAUCCUAUUUUCCCUAACCCCUAACCCUAAUCCUAACGCCUAACCCUAAACAUAACCCUAAUUCUAACCCUAACCCUAAUUGUAACCCUAACCCUAAACCUAACCCCUAAGCUUAAAAUAGCCUUUGUCCUCAUUGGGAUGUGGGAAAUGCCCCCACGAGGGACAAUUUUCCUUGUUUUACUAUUCUUGUUGGGACAUUUGGGGAUUUCAGGUCCCCAUGAGGAUAGAAGAACAAGACCACAGACACAGACACACACAACCCACACAUAUCUCUCUCACGCACACACAAUCACACACACACACAUAGAACCUGGCUAUAGGGAAGUAACUGACUUCCCUGUCCCUGUGGUUUUCAAUUUUUUUCAAUUAGCAGUAUACUGUUAUAUUUCACGCAGCAGUAAUGGUCCUUGUUGUUAAACCUCUCACACAUAUACCACCAUACAUGUCAUCAUGAUCCUGCCAAAAUGUAAAAGUGCUAAAAUGCUGGAUGUGAAGGAGGUGAGCGCUAACAUUCAACAUCUCUCAUUCCCCACCCUCCCUCUCUUUCUCUGUCUCUCUGUACUCCCUGCUGCUGCACCCACCCCUCCUUCUGUUCUGUCUGUCUCUCUGUCUCUCUGUGUGUCUGUCUGUCUUUGUAAGGCGACUCAAUGCUCAAACACAACGGGAUGAAAUUCACCACCAAGGACCAAGAUAACGACCACUCAGAGAACAACUGUGCCUCCUUCUACCACGGCGCCUGGUGGUACCGCAACUGCCAUACGUCCAACCUGAACGGACAGUACCUGGGUGGGCAGCACACCUCCUACGCCGACGGCAUCGAGUGGUCCUCCUGGACGGGCUGGCAGUACUCCCUCAAAUUCACUGAGAUGAAGAUUAGGGCCACGAGAGAGGAGAACAAAUGA
Messenger RNA from Coregonus sp. 'balchen', 24372 nucleotides. Lineage: Eukaryota; Metazoa; Chordata; Actinopteri; Salmoniformes; Salmonidae. The record is from the annotation of a GenBank genome assembly.